AUGACCUGCGCUCACCUCCUCUUCCAACCCAGCCACCUCCGUGAGCACUGCUCCUCCCUCCUCCUCUUUGGUCUCGGCCGUCUGCUAUCAUGCGAGGCUGGCUCCUCCCUGCUCCACGACAUGGAGAUUCCAGACCUUCUCCUCAGUCUCAUUGUCGGUGGCAGCGGUGUUGGCCAGGAUCUGUCGGCUCUGAAGCUCCCAAAUCUCCUGAAAAAUCUCCAUAAACAGCGUCUCCUUUGCGCCAAAUUUCUCCUCCCCUCGAUGAGCUACACUGGCAGCGGUUUUGGAUACAGCCUCCUUGCCACCAUCUGCUCUUCCGGUCACACCGCGCUACGUCUGUUUGCCGUGAAAUUCAUCCGCCUCCUCCUCCGACUCAACAUCCCUUCUACGGCGAUUUGGCUUGUCUCCCUACUGCUCAACCUAUCCUGUGAUCGAAGUCCUAAGGUGUUUCACGAAGCUAUUUCAGUUCUGGAGGAGGCAUGUCUCAAUCCGAUGUAUCUGCAAGCCCUGCUCGACUACAUGCAGACAGAUGAUAGACAUAGUGGCAAGCGGUGCUGCACGGCCUUCCCCAGUCCCCUGUUGCGACUCCUAUCCAUCGGCAGUCUGUCCAGUCAACGCGUUAUCGCCUGUCUCCUCGCCAAGUCUGCGUGGAUGUUCAAGGUCGUUUCGACCCCGAAACCGGUCGCCUUACGAUCUCCACUCGCAGUGUAUCCGGGUGGCGGAAUCAAUGGCACACUGUUAGAGUGUAUUCUACGCGCAUGGAUGGAUAUAUACAACGAACAAUAUGCGGAGAGCAUCGAGAGCCGUCUUAUGAAUAGCUUCCGCCUGCCGUCGUUGCAAAAUCACUGUGAUUCCACCACCGAGCUUUGUCCCAGAUUCCUCCAGCAUUGUCCAGCCUGUAACCACCAACUCAGCAGGGACUACGAGACUGACAAGAGAAGCACUGAAGUUGAAGACGAGUUGGAGGAGGAUCUCUUUCUCGAUCAUCAAAGCAAUCGACUCUUCUUCAGCCACUUGGAUGAGGUCGCAGGGGCGGAAGUAGGGCUGGGGACCGAGGAGGAGGAAAGGGGGAGUAAGGAGGUGACUUUUGACCUCUCACCGGUGGCCGUUCAACUCUUCUAUCGGAACAAUGGCUCUCUCUUUGUCCCACUACAUCUUUUCUAUUGUCUGGCGCUUCAAGAGACCGGCUUUCGUGUGCUUAGGGACAACGGCUAUCUUACGAACCUUGCUGAUGCGUUGUCUCGGAGCUGCCAUCCAGCUACCGAUGACAGUGAUGAAAGUCAUUGCGCUGCGACACAUGUUAAGGCCGCAAUUUGGGCCCUGGCUAGUAUUCUCGUCACUCCUUACGGCUCUCGAUGGGCACGGGCUCCAGCCGUACUCCAAGAUAUCUUUUGGCUCAUUGCCAACGCCGAUUCUCUUUCCGUCCGUGGAACCGCCUGGUUGGGAGUCUGUUUCGUAGCCUCCUCAGUAUGUGGCGGCAGACUUCUGCGUCCAUGGAUGGUUGGAAGUGGAGAAAGAGGGGGAAUGAAUGCAGGGGUGAAGAUGGCGACCGAGGACGCUUGGCUGCUGAGCGCAACUGACCGCGAUGCGCAUAUGUGGCCCCUGCUUGAGCGUCGCGUCCUCUGUCUCAAUUCACAGGCCUCUAAGAGAGCGAUAGAGGUUAGGCAGGCCCCCUUGGCGUCCCCUAGACCUCCAUCAACAAAUGAGAUCGCUUCUCUUCACACAGGUGGCCAUGGAAGGCCUCAGAUGACUUUCAACGUGCACCAUCAAGACACUCACCUAAGUGUCUUCUCUUUGGGUUGUAUUAACGAUUCAGCGGAUUCUAACCUCGUCACUGCUUCUACUACCACUGGCACUGUUGCAGCGGCAGUGAUCACUACUUCACCCUCCGCACACUCUCCGGCCUCUCCCAUGGAAAACACCAAGACAGCACGUUCGAAGGGUCACUUCCUGCGCCCAAUGCGGUGGAUUGCUCGGCGUGCCAUCCAUUCACUCCGAGGACAACACGGUGGGGCUGGUAAUAGUGGGUGUGGCGUUGACUUCAAUCUGCCUACUGAUCAUGACAAUGGCGAUGGACUUGAGACAGCAGUGAUGGUUGGGGAGGGUAGGGAAAGGACUGUCUCUAUUACCUCGGCAACCUCUGGUCAUGUUGUUGGUGAUGGUAACUCCGCUAUGGUUCAGUCUCUUUCCAGUCCCAGCUGGUUUCACUCUGCGCACGCCUCCGAUCCUGCCACGUGA
Messenger RNA from Echinococcus granulosus, 2238 nucleotides. RefSeq names its product Rapamycin-insensitive companion of mTOR. The transcript is spliced from 6 exons. The record is from RefSeq and is a predicted model, not a curated record. Gene Ontology annotation, molecular function: protein serine/threonine kinase activator activity. NCBI's taxonomy places the organism in Eukaryota, Metazoa, Platyhelminthes, Cestoda, Cyclophyllidea, Taeniidae. Gene Ontology annotation, cellular component: TORC2 complex. The coding region runs from base 1 to 2238 and encodes 745 amino acids. Gene Ontology annotation, biological process: positive regulation of phosphatidylinositol 3-kinase/protein kinase B signal transduction; TORC2 signaling.